Messenger RNA from Fusarium proliferatum ET1, 768 nucleotides. RefSeq lists its product as uncharacterized. Lineage: Eukaryota; Fungi; Ascomycota; Sordariomycetes; Hypocreales; Nectriaceae. Gene Ontology annotation, molecular function: UDP-glycosyltransferase activity. The coding region runs from base 1 to 768 and encodes 255 amino acids. The record is from RefSeq and is a predicted model, not a curated record. The transcript has a single exon.
AUGGAUCAAGGACCGAUUGCUGGAGUCAUCUGGUCUAUACCGGAAGCUGCGCGUCGAGACAUUGAUACCAGUCAUCAAUUCAGUGGCACAGGUGGUAAAGGUUUUACUUUUGCAUCCUUAUUGAAGGGUGAACACUCAUCCUUUCUCAUCACGACCUUUGCUCCACAGCGUGUUAUUCUAGAUCAUGAUCAUACAGUUAUCUACCUGACCCACGGCGGUGGCUCUAGCGCCAAUGAGGGUCUGUACCACAGGAAACCAAUGCUGGCUAUAGGAUUUUUCUUCGAUCAGAUCUCCAACGUACCCCGACUCGUCGCAAGCGGAACCUCUGAAGCUUUAGAUAAAUUCCGCUUCACUCCAGAAGAAGUCUGUCAAACAAUCAAGCUGUUAUCAGAGGACAUCGAUGGAUUAUACAAGCGCAACUGCACACGUAUGCAGCGGAUCGCCAGAGCUGCAUCACGUCGCAAGGAACUUGGUGCUGAUCUUAUCGAAGAGGUCAUGUAUGAUACUGAAGGACGAUUUGAUGGUGAGAAGGAACUGCGACCGAUGCAUCUGCAGACAGCUGAUAUGCGCAUGUCGACUUUCAAGGCUAGGAACUGGGACCUAUGGCUGGUUGGGUUGGUCACUCUGGGAGUUGUGCCUUUGGCUUCUAUUAUUGUUGGGAAGUGGGCUUGGACAGAGAAGAGGACUAUUGGUCAUUGGGUUGGGGGAAACUGCCAAGAGCUUGAUAGGCUGAUUGCAAUAGUAUACCGAGCAGAUUGUAAUGUCUGA